Lemur catta (Ring-tailed lemur) is the source of this 927-nucleotide messenger RNA. RefSeq names its product olfactory receptor 5V1. Gene Ontology annotation, cellular component: membrane. Lineage: Eukaryota; Metazoa; Chordata; Mammalia; Primates; Lemuridae. Gene Ontology annotation, molecular function: olfactory receptor activity; G protein-coupled receptor activity. The record is from RefSeq and is a predicted model, not a curated record. Gene Ontology annotation, biological process: G protein-coupled receptor signaling pathway.
AUGAAAGACAAGAAUCAAACAGCUCUAUAUGAAUUCAUAAUCUUGGGAUUCUCUAAUCUAAAUGAAUUGCAUUUUUUACUAUUCAUCAUCUUUUUUCUGACUUAUAUCUGUACCUUGGGAGGAAAUAUAUACAUUAUUUUGGUGACUGUGGCUGAUCUACAUCUACAUACUCCCAUUUAUUAUUUUCUAGGGAACUUGGCCUUUCUUGAGGUCUGCUAUACCACCACCAAUGUCCCCCAGAUGAUGGUGCAUCUUCUAUCAGAGGAGAAAAACAUUUCCUAUGAAGAAUGUGUGGCUCAACUUUUUGCUUUUAUUUUCUUUGUAGGAUCAGAGUGUCUCCUCCUGGCAGCAAAGGCACACAAUCAUUACACUGCAGUCUGUAGGCCCUUAAGGUAUUCUAUAAUGAUGAACAAGGCCCUGUAUACCCAGUUAGCAGGCUCAGGCUGCACUGGGGGAUUUCUCAAUUCAGUGGUGCACACAGUGUUGACGUUCUACCUGCCCUUCUGUGGCAACAAUCAGAUUAAUUAUUUCUUCUGUGACAUUCCUCUUUUGCUGAUCUUGUCUGGUGGGUACACUUCUAUCAAUGAGUUGGCACUGCUGUGCAUUGGGGUCUUCAUUGGUUGGACUCUUUUCUUGUGCAUCAUCCUUCCCUACCUUUUCAUAAUCUCCAGCAUCUUAAGGAUCCACUCCCUAGAGGGAUGACAGAAAGCCUUUUCUACAUGUGCCUCCCACCUCUUCAUUGUUCUUCUCUAUUAUGGAAGUGCCAUCUUCACACAUGUACAAUCCAUCUCUGCUUACUCCCUGGAGAAAGACAGGCUGAUCUCAGUACUGUACAGUGUUGUUACCCCCAUGCUAAACCCUGUAAUUUAUACAUUGAGAAAUAAGGACAUCAAAGCUGCUGUAAAAACUGUAGGGAGCAAGUGGUAG